This is a messenger RNA of Clunio marinus, 345 nucleotides long. Lineage: Eukaryota; Metazoa; Arthropoda; Insecta; Diptera; Chironomidae. The record is from the annotation of a GenBank genome assembly.
AUGGGUGGCGUUGAUGAGGCACUGGACGAUGAUGUGAUUGAUGAUGGUGCCGCUGGUGUAUGGUGUAGUGGUGAUGAAUUGCUUAGUGCCGUUGCCGUAGCUGUUGCGGCGUUUGUAUUUGACGAAAUUGUUGACGAAGAGGAUGAGGAUGAUGGUAAACUAAACACGAAAACAUUUCGUUCUCCCACCCAUCAAGCCCCCAUUCGGUGUGAGAGUUGUAAUUGGGAAAAUUCAAUUAUUUUUCUGUUGAAAAACGAAAAAGCCAAAGAGAGAAAACAGAUAGAAACUUUGAUGGGUAUUUGUGGGAAUGAAGCAGCUCACAAAAUUAAUGGAUUUGAAGUUUGA